Messenger RNA from Lepus europaeus (European hare), 282 nucleotides. Its product is annotated as mammaglobin-A-like. The record is from RefSeq and is a predicted model, not a curated record. Lineage: Eukaryota; Metazoa; Chordata; Mammalia; Lagomorpha; Leporidae. The transcript is spliced from 3 exons. The coding region runs from base 1 to 282 and encodes 93 amino acids. Gene Ontology annotation, biological process: androgen receptor signaling pathway.
AUGAAGUGUGUGAUAGUCCUCAUGUUGGCUGCCCUGCCCCUGUACUGCUAUGCAGGUUCUGGCUGCCAACUCAUGGAUGAUAUGGUCACAAAGACGCUUGAUUCAGAGAUAUCUGUCACUGACUACCAUGAUUUUUUAAAGAAUUUGAGCCGUGAUGCUGCUGCUGAAAUGGCUGUGAAAGAUUUCAAACAGUGUUUUCUCAUGCAAUCCAAUGAAACUUUGAACAAUAUCAAGUUGUUUCUGGACUUUGAACAUAUCAUCCCAUUCUUUUCUGACCUGUAA